UGAGCUUGCAGGGACAGGAGAAGAUUUGCAGCACAGCGCGAAACAGAGCCAGGUGCUGCUGCCAGCAAUUUCUUGUACUGAUCGCUGCCAUGGCCGCCGAGAAAGGGGAUUUGGACCUGAAUGGAGCAAAACAGAAUACCGGAAUGUGGCUUGUCAAGCUCCCAAAGUACUUGGCCCAGCAGUGGGCAAAAGCAACCGGCAGAGGAGAAGUUGGAAAGCUGAGAAUUGUUAAAAAUCAAGGAAAAACAGAGGUGUCCUUUACCCUUAAUGAAGAACUUGCAAGCAUUCAGGAUAUUGGAGGAAAGCCAGCAUCAUCCUUAGUCACUGCACCCAGGGAACAUCCGUUUCUGCUACAGUCUGUGGGGGGACAAACUCUCACAGUGUUUACUGAAAGCUUAUCAGGUCAAUCUGAUGACAAAUCUGAAAACCGGGUUAUAGAUAAACUUGCUUUGGAGGGUAUUGUGGUGCAUCGUGCUGAGUGUAGACCAGCUGCUAGUGAAAACUACAUGCAAAUGAAGAGAAAACAGAUUGAAGAAUCUUCCAAACCAAAGAGGCAAUCACAACAGAUAGAAAAGGCAGUAACGACAAACUACAGACCAGUGUCAAACCAUCAGUACAAUAUUGAGUACGAGAAGAAGAAAAAGGAUGACGGCAAGCGAGCCCGAGCAGAUAAGCACCAGGUUUUGGAUAUGUUGUUCUCUGCAUUUGAAAAACACCAGUACUACAACAUUAAGGAUCUCGUGGACAUUACCAAGCAACCCGUGAGUUAUCUAAAAGAAAUUCUGAGAGACAUUGGAAUUUACAACAUGAAAGGAACUCACAAGAACACAUGGGAGCUUAAGCCGGAAUACAGACAUUAUCAGGGAGAAGACAAGAGCGACUAGAAAACGCCAGAGCCACCGUACAACAACAGGGAGGAGCCAUGCAUCACAAUUCCACUCACCUUGCACCGCUGGAAUAAUACUUCUCUGUGAGCUGUGUGUCAGUACAGUCGGCAGGGGAUGUCCUGUAUUAUUUAGUCCAGGGAUGUCCAACCUGCAGUCCUAAAAUAGUUGCUGAGACUGCUGGUAACUGUAAUUCAUAAGUUGAAGUAUUAUAUUUUAUUAAUUUCAAGCAUAGUCCUAUUGGGGCUAAUCCUCUGGCAUUUGUACUCACACUUAGCAGGAGGUUUGUUCCAAACAACCAUGUGUGUCUGUCAUUUGCCCAAAAUUUAACAUAUAAGUCCGGGCAUUUAAUGUCUAUAUUAGAUAUAUCUAUAUAUAGAUAUAUAUAGAUAUAAUAUAGUCUAUAAAGAGGCCAGCACCACCCCCACACACCACAGUGAGCAGCAGCCUAACCCCAGUGUGACCAGCACACAGCUCUAGGUACAAAUGCCUGCGUGUUUAAUGCAUCCUUAAGGAUAAUUUUACAGAGUCUCACUUGAGCUGGAAAAAUAAAACCUUAUGUAUAUUUUCCCCUGGAAUCAGUGUAAAUUCCACUGGAUUUUGUUAGGCAAGUCUUUAUUCAGCCUUCAAAAAGUAUAUUUUCAUGUUAACCUUCUUUAAACUAAAGCUGGUUUUCAUUAUCUCUGAUUGAUUAUUUUUUGUACUCCAGUUUUGUGUGCUCUACAUUUUUAUAACACUGGUUCUUAAUAAAAAAAAAAAA
Xenopus tropicalis (tropical clawed frog) is the source of this 1644-nucleotide messenger RNA. It is a transcript of the gene gtf2f2, whose product is annotated as general transcription factor IIF subunit 2. The coding region runs from base 90 to 884 and encodes 264 amino acids. The record is from RefSeq and is marked provisional. The transcript is spliced from 10 exons. Gene Ontology annotation, cellular component: RNA polymerase II, holoenzyme; RNA polymerase II transcription regulator complex; transcription factor TFIIF complex. NCBI's taxonomy places the organism in Eukaryota, Metazoa, Chordata, Amphibia, Anura, Pipidae. Gene Ontology annotation, biological process: transcription by RNA polymerase II; transcription initiation at RNA polymerase II promoter; transcription elongation by RNA polymerase II.